UUAUGGUCUCAUAUUCCAGACAAGUCAGAUCUAAGACUCUUUGGGAAACGCUCAUUUAAUUGGAAAUAUUGGACUGUCAUUAUUAUCUGACUUUGAUCCAGUUCAUGAAUAAAUUGCUGUUAAAAUCUGCUUUUCAUAUUGUCACCUUAGAUGAGGUUGGAAAUCAAGCACCGAGACCUAAAUUACAGUGAUUAGCCUAAAUUAGAUGCUAUUAAUUUAACAUUUUACACUAUAUUUUCAACCUGACAGGUCCAUGCCGCCCUGUCCAUUUACUUGCCAAGCGUAUAGUGUCUCAAAACCUUGUGAACUGCUUACAGCGUCAUGAUGUCCAACAAAAAAGUAUGCUGCCUUUCGAAAAAUAUGCUUAUCAACUAAAAUGUGAUGCAUAAACAUACUAUACGCGCUCAUUAUGUAUAUAAAUGUUUCAUUCAUCUAUGACGCCACGAAAACCGUGAGACACAAUGACGCUUCAAUGCUCAAGGUGCGCAGCAGAGAGUCUCGCGCACUGAGCGCUAUAAAUACAGCAGCGCGCGCGGAUUACGCCACACAUCUCGCGCUUCUCUGCGUGUUUUAAUCAGACUAUAGCUACUACAACACUAUUAAUAUCACUCAAUGUGUGUAUUAAGAUUACAAAAACACUUUUAUUCGAACUGGAAUACGUUUUUUCUCCCUCAGGAAUAAGUAUUAAGACUCUCCAGACUGAAUGGAUGAUGGGAGCCUGAUAUCGCCUUUCGAUUCUCAAGGACUGUUUGUUUAAUUUUUCCGCCUGGGUUAUUAAAUGUUAUAAGAUGUACAGGUGGAGUGAUGCUGCUUUGGAUAUUCUGAAACGCGUCUCAAAUGCGAUGUGUCUCUAAGGUCAGUGGUGCUCGUCCCAUAGCCUGGAGAUGUUGGCCAUCAAACACUGCAACGGUUCAGACGUUGUGGAAGCGUUCAGAAAUCAGACCCAGGAGAUGUUUGUGGUGGAACCGCUGCGCUGCAAGGAAAACCUGAACUCCACAACCAACCCCACGGCGGCGGGCCUGUCCAUGACACUGGGCAUCGUGUCCAACAUCAUAGCUCUGGUCAUCCUCGCUAAAGCGUACGCUCGCCUGCGGAAGCGCUCAAAAGCCACGUUCCUGCUGUUUGCCAGUUGUCUGGUGGCAACGGACCUUGCCGGUCAUGUUAUUCCAGGUGCCCUGGUUCUGCGCCUCUACACUGCCGGGGGAAUUUGUAACCAUCCUGAUGCCACCUGCCAUUUCUUGGGCGGCAGCAUGGUGUUCUUCGGCCUGUGCCCGCUGUUUCUCGGGUGUGGCAUGGCGGCCGAGCGGUGCAUGGGUGUGACAUGGCCUCUCCUGCAUGCCCGCGUGGUUUGCACUGCACGCACUAAGGUGGUGCUGGUGAUAAUAUGGUUUGUGGCUUUAACAGUAGCACUGCUGCCCUUCUUUCGGCUGGGCUCAUAUACCUACCAGUACCCAUGGACCUGGUGCUUCAUUAGAGUGUUAGGCAAUACAAGCAUCGCAGACGAAACACCCCCGACCCUCACAGAUGUGGUGUUUGUGCUGCUCUUUUCUGGACUGGGACUGGCCUCGCUGGCCGUGGCACUGGUUUGCAACACUGUCAGCGUGAUGACGCUGGUCAUCGCCCGCCUCCGCAGGAAGAAAUCAGCUAAAGCUCAGCGCAGAUCAGCUAAAUCGCAUGACAUUGAGAUGGUGGCACAGCUGGUGGGCAUUAUGGUCACUUCUUGCAUCUGCUGGAGCCCUCUGCUGGUCUUCGGUCUGAUGUCAGUCAUCCGCUCGUACAGAGGCUCUAUGGGGAACGAUCUGGAAACCUACAGGACUUUAAUGGUAAUGGGUGUGCGCCUGGCCUCCUGGAACCAGAUUCUGGACCCUUGGGUUUAUAUUCUUCUACGCCGGGCCGUCCUCAGAAAGAUUUACCGCUUAACCACCGGCCGCAGUGACCUUAGGGGGAGCACAUUCCGGCGGUGGGAGAUCAGCUCCUUCCAGAACUCGGUGAAGAACGCAAUUAAUCUGAACUGAUGAAGAGAUUCCAGAAGAGUGUGAGUUCUUCCACAUGGAAAAAAUUGGAAAUGUUUGAACCAAAUCGCUGAAGUGUAACUGAAAGCAGAUGUAAGAUCCUACUGUAUUGCUUGAAUGGUGGAUGAAGGAGCAUCUUACUGGAAGUUGUAAAGCGAGGCUCUGGAAAAAACACAGACUCUUUAAUAAGCUUUAAUUGAGCACAGUGGGGUUCUGGAAGUCAAAAUCCCAUUCAUUUUCUCCAUAAGGAGAUGGACGUUAGCAACAAUAUAGUCUAUAAAUCUUUUAAGACAGUUGUUGGCACAAUUCAUCAUCAAUGACUCAUUGUCAAUCAUUUCAUAUAAUACCAUUGUGUGUUAUUAUUUAUUAUUUAUUUACAUCUUUCACAAUGCUUCAUGUGAUGAGUAAUUAAUUCCCUCAUAAUAUAAUAGUCUUGUGCCUUUUCUUUUUUGCUCUAGUUCAAAGUUUGUAGUGUUGAUUGAAAUUUCUGGAAGGCUUAUGGAGAAAAUGUGUGGGAAAAGUGGGGAAAAUAUUUCUGGAACCAAGGGUGUGAAAAAAUAGGCAGUCAUUGGUCACUUUUGCAGUCUGGAAAGUGAGUCUGCUAACUGAGAAUGUGAAAUGGACUGCAUACAUGACCUCCUCAUGUCACCUGCAUUAUUUUACCAUUUCAAAUGUUAAUGAAGGAUUGAAGAUGGGGAUUCAGAGGACGAGCAAAUAAAAGAAGUGUUGUGUGGGCCUGCGUGCUAUUUAGCAAUUGUUACUUUCAGGACAAACAAGCACCAUCUCGGUGAAUCAUCAUAAUAUAAUAAGAGUGACUUCACCAAAAAGUUUUUUUUUGUUUGUUUAAGAGCAGGAUUUCGUAUUGUCCAUUGCACUAUAUUAUUUCUAUUUCAUACAAUAUAUAAAAGUAAAAUAAUGAAAAUACUGCAUCACUACAGCCUAAAAGUUGAACUUUUACAUGUGCAUGGCAGUUUCAGUGUUCUUGUAGACCUAUCUGUAUAUUUGUGUCUUGUCCUGUAUUUGUGAUCUUGAAAAGCUAAGGAAUAGUCUAUAAAAGCUAUUGAUAUAUUAUUUUGACCAAUAAAGGUUCACUUGUGGAAGAGUU
This is a messenger RNA of Pimephales promelas (fathead minnow), 3117 nucleotides long. It is a transcript of the gene ptger1b, whose product is annotated as prostaglandin E receptor 1b (subtype EP1). Gene Ontology annotation, molecular function: thromboxane receptor activity; prostaglandin E receptor activity. NCBI's taxonomy places the organism in Eukaryota, Metazoa, Chordata, Actinopteri, Cypriniformes, Leuciscidae. The record is from RefSeq and is a predicted model, not a curated record. Gene Ontology annotation, biological process: inflammatory response; adenylate cyclase-activating G protein-coupled receptor signaling pathway; positive regulation of cytosolic calcium ion concentration. Gene Ontology annotation, cellular component: plasma membrane.